CUGUAGCACUGGCUGUAGCUGCUGUGGCAAGCACUCGCACAUGGAGCCAUGCAUGGAGCAAAGUAGCAAUCUGCGGCAGCUGAUGCGAAGCUGAAGAAUAUAAAUGAGAAGCACACCACUGGUCCGAGUAUGACAGCUGUGAUUUUCUAUUUAAUGGUACACAAAAGGGGUGAGCAACUGAAAGAAAUUCCCUGAAGGGUAUCAUGCCUCAUGUAUGUGCGGAGACCCUCAUCGAGCAGUCAAGGCCUGAAGGCAGCUCUGCUCUCCAGGGAGACACUAACAGAAGUGCUUUCACGCCAUACAAGUCAUCAACUGUCCUGACCAACCUUCAACGUGGAAAUGUGCCUACUCAGACACAAGCUGUCCCUCUCAGGCGUUGCAUCCAUCAACUGUCUGCACAGGGAGAGAUCUCACCAGAUCAGAUAACGCCUGAGCGCCUGGACCUGCGGGACGAGGCAGGCCUGACACCACUGCUGUGGGCCAGCGCACAUGGGCAGUUGUCAACAGUGCGCCACUUGCUUGCCAAGGGGGCACAGGUUGGUGCACAGGGCCUGAGGGGCGAGACUGCUCUGCUGCUUGCUGCUGCUCAGGGGCACUCACACGUUGUACGCUAUCUGCUACAGCACGGUGCCAGCCCUAACCAGGCAGACCAGGAAGGAAACACUGCCCUAAUGUAUGCUGCCCUUGGCAACCAUGCUGCGACAGCUCAAGAACUACUGUCAAGCGGAGCCGACAUGUGUGCUCAGAACAAUGUCUUUGACACCGCUUACGGCCUCUCAGUGACAAUGAGUGCACGACAGGUGCAGCAAAUCCUGGAGAAUUAUAUUCUGAAGCUGCUUCAGUGAGGUCUGGCUCAGGAUCACUAUUGCGAGAGGCCAUCGAUUGCUUUUGGGCUUCUGCAGUGAACAUAUUUGUGCCUGGGAGCUGCACAACUGGACACUUCCAAAAAUGACCUGCUCAUUUUGUCCGUGCAAGACUUUGGUAUAUAAUGCUUUUAGACUGCAUGAGGUGCGAUGUAAAAUUUUUGAGAUGGGUGCUGCCUAAUGAACAGCAGUUGUAGUGGUGCGAUGCAUCAGCAGAUGGCACAUUUAGAUCUGGUAAAAUCCUCAAUGGUCAUCACACAGCAUCAGUGCUGAAAAUUUUGGAUGCCACUUCGUCUGCUGUAUGACUUACUCAUCACAUUAAUGAUGUAUCCUAGGAGCUAGUCAGUGUUGUACAUGUUUUUCUUCUUGUUUGACUGUUGCAGCAUUUGCAAGAUAACAUUGUGCUUGUAUGUGUGUAGCUGUGCAACUUGAGUGUCUGACAAUGAUGGUUGUGGCCAGGCCAGAACAUAGUGUACAGUCACAGCUUUCAUGACAAGUGCUGAUUUCUGCUCUGUUAAGGCGUAGCAGUUCUAAUUUAAUGGAUCACAGUGUAGUUUGCAAGAACUGCUACGGAUCAAAGCUUUUAAUUACAAGCUACGUGCACAGGCUUCGCGGAAAUUUGGCUCUUUCACAAACCCUACGUCUCAAACUUUUGUGGGUGACUGUACCUUCUGUCUACAACAGUAAAUUGCCUCCUUUCGUACUAGUUUUUCAGAUUCAGACACAAGAGAAUAAAACAGAGAAUGUGACUG
Molecule: messenger RNA, 1615 nt
Organism: Dermacentor albipictus
Lineage: Eukaryota; Metazoa; Arthropoda; Arachnida; Ixodida; Ixodidae
Product: ankyrin repeat family A protein 2-like
Biological process (GO): regulation of gene expression
Cellular component (GO): nucleus
Molecular function (GO): protein binding
Source: RefSeq, a predicted model, not a curated record